Molecule: messenger RNA, 519 nt
Organism: Prunus armeniaca (apricot)
Lineage: Eukaryota; Viridiplantae; Streptophyta; Magnoliopsida; Rosales; Rosaceae
Source: the annotation of a GenBank genome assembly
AUGGCGCAGCAAGCAGUGCAGAAGAACACGCUGUAUGUAGGAGGGUUGGCGGAGGAGGUGAACGAAUCGAUUCUGCACGCGGCGUUCAUACCCUUUGGGGACAUCAAGGACGUGAAGACGCCGCUGGACCAAGCCACACAGAAGCACCGGUCUUUUGGCUUCGUCACAUUCUUGGAGAGAGAGGAUGCAUCCUCCGCCAUGGACAAUAUGGACGGCGCCGAGCUCUACGGCCGCGUCCUCACCGUCAAUUAUGCCCUCCCUGAGAAAAUCAAGGGUGGUGAACAGGGUUGGGCCGCUCAGCCCAUCUGGGCAGAUGCAGACACAUGGUUUGAGAGGCAGCAACAAGAAGAGGAAAUGCAGCGUAUGCAGGCCGAGAACCGGGCUGCCAUGCAGGCUGCGGAAGAGUUACACAGGAAAAAGAAGACAGAGGAGCGAGAGGGGGAGAAAGAAGAGGAAAUCGAGAUGAAGGAUGACCCCAUGGCAAGGGCUGAAGCAGAGGUUUUGAAACAGAAUGACUAG